This is a messenger RNA of Drosophila eugracilis, 645 nucleotides long. RefSeq lists its product as uncharacterized. The transcript is spliced from 2 exons. Lineage: Eukaryota; Metazoa; Arthropoda; Insecta; Diptera; Drosophilidae. The record is from RefSeq and is a predicted model, not a curated record. The coding region runs from base 118 to 339 and encodes 73 amino acids.
UCAUAUUCUUCGUUAUCUUUCAGAACAAAAUUUUUAAUAUUAAUUUUAAAUUUUAAGUCGUCCAAAUUUGUUCUUAUAUUCCAAACCAGAGGAGCUAUUUUAUUUUUAUUCCCUGAAAUGCGAAUGCUAUGCGAUAGACUUUCUGCCUUGACUGCUGGAGCUAUGGUCGGCGUUUGGUAUGCUAAGAACUUCCCCUGUGAAAAGUCCAAAGACCAGGACAAGUCCAAGGAUAAGGGCAAAGACAAGGGCAAGGACAAGGAGAAAGAGAAGGACAAGGGGAAGGAGAAGAAGGACCAGGAUAAGAGCAAAGACAAGGGAAACGAGAAAGGCAAGGAGUAGGGAUAAGAAUAUAUAGCUAAACUGGAUGGAAUUAAUGCUCCAUUUAGCCGAAAAAAAAAAAAACGAUACGAUACUUAUGGCCAAAAUUCAAAUGUAGACGACGCAAUCGGCAUGAAGAGGCAAAGUGUAAGGUGAAAUAUGACCACUAAAAGGAAACUAUCGUCUUAUAUAUUAACUGACGAGCCUCUUUCAAGAGCUUUGAGCGAUGUUUUUAUUACAUUUCCAUCCAGUUGAUUAACUUUGCUGAGAUUCUUAUUUAUUUGGCAUUUUAAUAAAGAUGGGUAUCGUACCAAAAAAAAAAGUGUA